AUGGGAAAACGACCUAUCGAAGAUGACGCAGUUGCGUCUUCUGAGCUUUCACGCAAGAAGAGCAAGAAAGAGAAGAGUGGGAAAUCAAAAAAGUCUGUGAUAGGUGAAGGCGCCGACACAAAUGGCCAUGCGCCAGCGGCAGAAACGACUGUAGACGGGUCUGAGAACGAAGCGCUUUCCAAGGCAGAGCGCAAAGCAGCGAAGAAAGCCAAAAAAGAAGCAAAGGAAGCGAGCAAGGCUGGCAAAGCCGAUGCGCCGACUGUGGAAAACGACGAAGAAGCUGCAAAGGCCGCAAGGAAAGCUGCUCGCAAGGCAGAGAAGAAGAAGCUCAAGGAGGCGGAGAAGACAGCGAGCUCUGCACCAACAGAGGCUUCGUCUGUUCCCGCGCAGACCCUGUCAAGUUCCAAUGCAGGCUCCUAUACCGAGCAUACCGAGUUGGCGCAGCUCCCCCAAUCGGAAAUUGACGCCUUCUUGACGAAGAACACCAUGACCAUCGAAGACCCAAAGCCCGCCGCGCGCAAACUCCGGCCCAUCGUCAACUUCAAGUACCUUCCUGUGACCGACGAAUCACAGCGAGCGCCCUUUGCGGGCUUCACUGCCCCCACGCCUAUACAAGCAGCAACAUGGCCUUUCUUGCUCUCUGGCAGGGACAUGGUCGGUGUGGCGGAGACGGGAUCUGGCAAGACGCUCGCCUUCGGUGUGCCAUGCGUGCGGGCCAUCCUGUCCUUGCCCAAGGACAAGCGCAAGGGAAUCAAGGCGGUUAUUGUGUCCCCAACACGCGAACUGGCUGUGCAGAUUUACGAUCAGCUAGUAGCACUGGCCCAUCCUGCUGGGCUUUCGGUUGUUUGCGUGUACGGCGGUGUGCCCAAGGAUCCGCAAGUCGCUGCUUGCCGGAAGGCGCACAUUGUCGUAGCUACACCUGGUCGCUUGAACGACUUAAUUGGCGAUGGCUCAGCAGACCUCAGCAAUGCCGACUACGUGGUUCUCGACGAAGCAGACCGUAUGCUUGACAAAGGUUUUGAGGAGCCCAUUCGUCAAAUUAUCUCGCAGACGCCCAAGAAGCGCCAGACUCUCAUGUUCACAGCGACCUGGCCGCCCUCGGUGCGCGAUCUCGCGUCUACCUUCAUGGUCUCGCCAGUGCGAAUCACCAUAGGAGAUAAUCAGUCUGGCGAGCUGCGCGCUAAUGUGCGAAUCAAGCAACUCGUCGAAGUUCUUGACCCGCACGCGAAAGAACAACGCCUCCUUCAGCUCUUGAAGCAAUACCAGUCUGGGAAGAACAAGGAUGACCGUAUCCUUGUGUUCUGUCUGUACAAGAAGGAGGCCAUGCGUAUCGAAAACUUCAUCCGUAUGAAGGGCUUCCGCGUAGGCGGCAUCCACGGUGAUCUCAGUCAAGAGAAGCGCAGUGCCUCGCUUGCGGCUUUCAAGGAAGGCCAAGUUCCGCUGCUCGUAGCUACGGAUGUCGCCGCACGAGGCCUCGAUAUUCCCGCCGUGAAGCUCGUUAUCAAUGUCACCUUCCCGUUGACUGCCGAGGAUUACGUGCAUAGGAUUGGUCGGACGGGUCGUGCAGGUAAAGAGGGUCUGGCCAUCACAUUCUUCACGGAGCAUGAUAAGGGACUCUCAGGGUCUCUGAUUAAUGUCCUUAAAGCUGCCAACCAGGAGGUUCCUGAGGAAUUGCUCAAGUUUGGCACCACCGUCAAGAAGAAGGAGCACGGUGCUUAUGGUGCAUUUUACAAAGAUGUUGAUAAUACGAAGGCGGCGACCAAGAUUACAUUUGACUAAGCCAUCUGUCAAUUGGACUCGUCAUUGCGGACUUUGGCAUUAUUACCUUGCUAUAUAGUAGGUCGGCGAGCUCGCCUGCAGCGUCUGCGGUGAUCUGUGACAAUAUGACAUACAUAGCGAAGGCGUUCCGGCGUUGGGCUCAAAAGUCAAGACACACAUAGAUCGCGGCAACCAACAAACUUACGUCUUUGCCACAGAACGCCCAAGGAGCGGUCCGCAGUGUCAAGGAUCUUUUUGUUUUCGUUAUACAGUAGUGAUUUUGUUCCCGAAGGCUGAGAUCAAUGUACAUGAAGUUUUAUCUUGCUUCCGACAAUGCAUUGUAUCUGACAGA
This is a messenger RNA of Parastagonospora nodorum SN15, 2110 nucleotides long. RefSeq lists its product as hypothetical. Gene Ontology annotation, biological process: rRNA processing. Gene Ontology annotation, cellular component: nucleolus. Gene Ontology annotation, molecular function: ATP binding; RNA binding; RNA helicase activity. NCBI's taxonomy places the organism in Eukaryota, Fungi, Ascomycota, Dothideomycetes, Pleosporales, Phaeosphaeriaceae. The coding region runs from base 1 to 1779 and encodes 592 amino acids. The transcript has 2 exons. The record is from RefSeq and is a predicted model, not a curated record.